AUGUCCUCCAAGUCCCGCUGGGCGGAUGAAGACCCAGAAGCAGAAGCGAUCAAUGCGCAACGCAAACGCGAAAAGGAAGAGAAACGACGCGCCAAAGCAGAGAAACAACGUCAGCUCGAGCAACAAGCUGAAGAAGCUGCCCGACAACGCGAAGCCGCAAACAAUGACACAGAAGCACCCCCCAAGAAACGUCGCCGACUUUCCAAUGAUCCCGACACAACGGCCGACGUCCAGGUUGGAUCAGCAAAACCACAAGAAAACACAUCGAAUAUACUACAGUUCCCUACCCAGGAAUGGGGUCCCAGUCGGCAUGUGGACAACUUCGAGCGAUUGAAUCAUAUAGAGGAGGGCUCGUACGGAUGGGUGAGCAGAGCCAAGGAUAUCACGACGGGCGAAAUAGUCGCCCUCAAGAAGCUCAAGAUGGACAACUCCCCGGAUGGGUUCCCCGUAACGGGCUUACGGGAGAUCCAAACCCUACUGGAGGCUCGUCAUCCAAAUAUCGUCCUCCUCCGUGAAAUAGUUAUCGGAAAUAAAAUGGAUGAUGUCUUCCUCGUCAUGGACUUUCUCGAACAUGAUCUGAAGACGCUCCUCGACGAUAUGCGUGAGCCAUUCCUCCCAUCGGAAAUCAAAACUCUCCUCUCCCAGGUCCUUUCGGGUCUCGACUUCCUCCACUCUCAAUGGAUCAUGCAUCGUGAUCUAAAGACCUCGAAUCUUUUGAUGAACAACCGGGGCGAAAUCAAGAUCGCCGAUUUUGGUAUGGCCCGGUACUACGGCGAUCCGCCACCGAAGCUGACGCAGCUGGUCGUGACGCUAUGGUAUCGAUCCCCGGAGCUGUUGCUGGGGGCGGAGAAGUACGGCACUGAGAUUGAUAUGUGGAGUAUCGGAUGCAUCUUUGGGGAGUUACUCACCAAGGAGCCCCUCCUGCAGGGAAAGAAUGAGGUUGAUCAAGUGUCCAAGAUCUUUGCUUUGACUGGGCCUCCAACACCGCAGACUUGGCCUGGCUUCCGUUCUCUUCCCAAUGCGAAGUCUCUUCGACUCCCGCAGACCUCGGCUCCAUCGGGGAACCCACCUCUUCUGCCACGUUCAAAGUUUCCCUUUUUGACAAAUGCCGGUCUUCAGCUGCUUUCGUCGCUGCUAGCCUUGAAUCCAAGCUCGCGGCCGACGACGCAGGAAUGUCUUUCACAUCCGUACUUCCGUGAAGACCCUCGGCCAAAGCCAAAGGAAAUGUUUCCUACGUUCCCGUCGAAGGCAGGCAUGGAGAAACGGAGGCGGCGGCAGACGCCCGAAGCGCCGAAGCGAGGCCAGGAGGCUCCAAGACUGGACUUUGCUAGUGUAUUUGGUGGCCAGUCAAGUGGUGACGGUGGGGAGACGGGGGCAGGUUUUACUCUACGCUUGGGAUGA
Molecule: messenger RNA, 1401 nt
Organism: Aspergillus oryzae RIB40
Lineage: Eukaryota; Fungi; Ascomycota; Eurotiomycetes; Eurotiales; Aspergillaceae
Exons: 3
Coding region: 1-1401 (466 amino acids)
Biological process (GO): protein phosphorylation; regulation of mitotic cell cycle
Cellular component (GO): nucleus
Molecular function (GO): cyclin-dependent protein serine/threonine kinase activity; ATP binding
Source: RefSeq, a predicted model, not a curated record